Molecule: messenger RNA, 612 nt
Organism: Lentinula edodes (shiitake mushroom)
Lineage: Eukaryota; Fungi; Basidiomycota; Agaricomycetes; Agaricales; Omphalotaceae
Product: ribonuclease H-like domain-containing protein
Exons: 1
Biological process (GO): DNA replication, removal of RNA primer
Molecular function (GO): RNA-DNA hybrid ribonuclease activity; nucleic acid binding
Source: RefSeq, a predicted model, not a curated record
AUGAUCGCUCCUGGCACACCCGCUCGCAGUACUUCUCUCAAACCUCCCUUUCGCAGAUCCACUGUUCACACUCCGUUACUCACUGAGACUGACUUUUUUCAGGACAGUAUUCUCCACUCCGAACCCCCUUCUCUCACCUCACAAUUACUCACACUAUAUGGCCAUGCAUCAUCAACAUUGGUCCCACUGCCUCCCCUCAAAAUCUACACUGACGGAUCCUGUACAAAUGUGGGCCAACCGAACGCCUCCGCUGGCUCUGGCGUAUUCUUUGGCAAUUCUUCGCAUCCGCUCAAUACUGCCGCACGUGUUACCGGAACCCAAACAAACAACCGUGGCGAACUUCUGGCAGUACUCAUUGCCAUCCAGAAGUCCCACUCGAAACGUCGCAUUGAAAUCUACUCCGACUCCGAAUACACCAUUCGCUCCAUCGUAUACCGCGCUCCAAAGGAAGCACAAUCCAACUGGACCUGCGCUAACGGCGACAUUCUGCGCGCUAUCGCACUAUGGAUUGCCUCCAGGGAAUCAACAAUUGUGUUCCACCAUGUCCGUGCUCACUCAAAUAACGCACACAACGACGCCGCCGAUACAUUGGCGAAACUGGGGUCUACUCUC